AUGACGCCACCGUCAAAGGACGUGGAGAAAGGCGAAGGCUUCAACAAACCGGUCACGGUGAAGUCGCCUCAUAUUAUCAUAAGGAUACUGAAUCAACUGAGUGCAUUGAUGGGGAGAAAGAAUGAACAUUUCGAAAUCAACGUAACACAAGCUUCUGGAGAAGUGCUGGAUGCUUAUGGGGUAGGUUUUUCGGAUUUUGAGUUGAAUUUUUAGCUUUGUUGAGGGGUGAGGCUGUCCUUCAUUUAACGUCAAAAAAUUGAUAAGGUAGGGACGCUUACAGUAGGGUAAGAUAGGGAAGAGCAGGGCAAGACCGAAAAUGACAGGACUGGGCAGAGAGCCGGGUCUAACAGAACAGGGAAAGACAAAACUAGGCAAGGCAGGGUACUGUAGGGAAGAGUAGACAAUAAAAAUUCACCCUGCUCAACAUGUUUUGACCAUAUAAACCACGUUUAACUCAAAGUCACCAAAAUUAUGUUUUAUUUUCAGAAUCCUCGCUACCCAGCCGUCUACCAACAAUCAGCUACCCGAAAACUAGCUUUUGGUGGACUACCUACAACUUCUUUUGCCACAAUUCAAGACGAAAAGAAGGCGAAAAACCUUGGUGAAUUCUACAACAACUCAACGUUAACAUUGAUAGCCAAGAUCUUUUCAGUUUGUGUCAUUUUAUGCGCAUUAGCCAUGCUUAUUCGAGAAGCUUUUUACAAUUCAUAA
Molecule: messenger RNA, 711 nt
Organism: Bursaphelenchus okinawaensis
Lineage: Eukaryota; Metazoa; Nematoda; Chromadorea; Rhabditida; Aphelenchoididae
Source: the annotation of a GenBank genome assembly